AUGGGGAACCCCAUGCCUCUCAACAAUGUGACUGAGUUUAUUCUCUUAGGACUAACACAGAAUCCAUACUUGCAGAAAAUACUCUUCUUCGUGUUUCUGUUCAUUUUCCUAUUUACCGUGCUGGCCAAUGUGUUCAUUGUCAUCACCAUCUCCCUCAGUCCUGCACUUUCUGCUCCCAUGUACUUUUUUCUUACUUUCUUGUCCUUUGUGGAUGCUUUCUACACCUGUGUCACAACCCCCAAAAUGAUCAUUGACCUGAUAUUUCAGAGAAGAAGCAUCUCCUUGGGUAGCUGUUUGACUCAGCUCUUUGUGGAACACUUCUUGGGAGGCUCAGAGAUCAUUCUGCUCAUUGUCAUGGCCUAUGACCGCUAUGUGGCCAUCUGCAAGCCCCUGCAUUACACCACUAUCAUGCGACCAGGACUCUGUCGUUUACUGGUGGUGGUGGCCUGGAUUGGGGGGAUUCUACAUGCCACUGUGCAGAUUCUUUUCAUGAUCAACCUGCCUUUCUGUGGUCCCAAUAUCAUUGACCACUUCAUGUGUGAUCUCUUCCCACUGCUGAAACUUGCCUGCCGUGACACGUAUAUGCUGGGCAUGGUGGUGGCAGCUAACAGUGGAGCUAUGUGCUUGCUUAUUUUCACCAUGCUUCUUAUUUCCUACAUUGUCAUUUUGAAUUCCUUGAAGUCCCAUGGCUCUGAAGGAAGACGAAAAGCCCUCUCCACAUGUAUCUCCCAUUUCACUGUAGUUGUACUCUUUUUUGUGCCUUGCAUCUUCACUUACAUGCGACCUGUGGCCACCUACCCUGUGGACAAGUUGGUAACUGUAUUCUUUGCCAUCCUUACUCCUAUGUUCAAUCCUAUCAUUUACACAGUGAGAAACACUGAAGUGAAAAAUGCCAUGAAAAAUUUAUUUAAAAGAAGAGUAAACUAG
This is a messenger RNA of Suncus etruscus (white-toothed pygmy shrew), 927 nucleotides long. RefSeq names its product olfactory receptor 140-like. Gene Ontology annotation, molecular function: G protein-coupled receptor activity; olfactory receptor activity. Lineage: Eukaryota; Metazoa; Chordata; Mammalia; Eulipotyphla; Soricidae. Gene Ontology annotation, cellular component: membrane. The coding region runs from base 1 to 927 and encodes 308 amino acids. The record is from RefSeq and is a predicted model, not a curated record. Gene Ontology annotation, biological process: G protein-coupled receptor signaling pathway. The transcript has a single exon.